AUGAGGAAUUGGCCACUUUUUGUUUUUCUUAUGUGUCUGGUUCUAUUCUUCUAUGCAUUCUACAUUUAUCAAGCACAAGGAGCUGUUCUUUCUCAAACAAAUGAAGAAGUUCGACAACUGUCUGCCCAAUUAAGUUUAACUAAAGGAAAACUUGUUGGAAGUAUGGCAGAUUUGGAGACAAGUAACAGUGAAAAGAAAACAAUAUCCACUCAGUUGGAGGAUAUUACGAAGAAGAAUGAUGAGUGUAUGGUUUCGUUGAGAAAUACGAAAUUAAGAGUAGACACUCUUGAAAAAGAUGGAAAGUCGAAUACUGAUAACUACGCAAAAAUGCAGGAAGAACUGACAGCAUUGAAGUCGAAGGCUGAAGAGCUUCAGAGAAAUAACACUGCUUUGAGUUCCCUCGUCUCCACUCAAACCCAACUGAUCACUCAACUUAAUCAGACCAUCGGAAUCAUUAAAUUCGAGAAGGAGGAACUGAAGAACUCAAUGAGCCUCAACAACCUCACACCAAAAAAUGAGAAACUUGCUCCAGAAGUUGAGAGUCAAAGUCAAAACGAGCCUAAUCCAGUGAAAGAUGGGAAGGAGAAAGAAGUUUCUGUUUCAACACCAACGACUACAGCUGCUCAAAAAGUAGAAGGACUUGAAGAAGCAGAUGGGAAAGAAGUUGAUGAUCACAACAAAGAGCCAUCAACAGUUGCAGCUUCUUCUACUCAGUCUCCUGUUGGGAAAUUGGAAGAGAAUAAUCCAGAAAACGAAGAGCCAGAGCCAGUUGUAGCUGAACCUGAUGUUGCCGAACCAGAAGAGAAAGAGACAUAA
Molecule: messenger RNA, 816 nt
Organism: Caenorhabditis remanei
Lineage: Eukaryota; Metazoa; Nematoda; Chromadorea; Rhabditida; Rhabditidae
Exons: 5
Coding region: 1-816 (271 amino acids)
Source: RefSeq, a predicted model, not a curated record